Trichoplusia ni (cabbage looper) is the source of this 1312-nucleotide messenger RNA. RefSeq names its product sodium/potassium-transporting ATPase subunit beta-2-like. Gene Ontology annotation, biological process: intracellular potassium ion homeostasis; sodium ion export across plasma membrane; potassium ion import across plasma membrane. Bases 91 to 1071 code for a protein of 326 amino acids. The record is from RefSeq and is a predicted model, not a curated record. The transcript is spliced from 6 exons. Lineage: Eukaryota; Metazoa; Arthropoda; Insecta; Lepidoptera; Noctuidae. Gene Ontology annotation, molecular function: ATPase activator activity. Gene Ontology annotation, cellular component: sodium:potassium-exchanging ATPase complex.
CGGCCUGCCUCCGGUGCGCCGGCGCAGUCGCUGUGCGCAUCGACGCGCGCGCACUCUCUCACACGGCACGCUGACAGAAACCCACCCAAGAUGACGGUGAAGAAGAGAACUUCGGACUUAACGAGCCUGGAGCGGUUCAACAUGUACUACAAGGAGAAGGAGGUGCCCCUGAGCGGCGCGGAGAGGACGAAGCGCUUCAUCUGGAACCCGAAGACCAGGCAGUUCUGCGGGAGGACAGGAGCUAGCUGGUCCAAAAUAGCGCUAUUCUACUUCAUCUUCUACUCGGCGCUGGCGAUCCUCGUGGCGAUCUGCAUGUGGACCUUCCUGCAGCUGCUGGACGCUCGCCAGCCGAUGUGGCAGCUGGAGAAGAGCAUCAUCGGCACCAACCCUGGCCUCGGCUUCCGUCCGAUGCCGCCAGAGGUCGCCAGCAGUGUAAUCUGGUAUAAGGGAAACGAUCCUGGUAGCUAUCAGUUCUGGGUUAAGGAGCUAUCGCAGUUCUUGAAAGUCUAUAAACGCGACGGCAAAAAAUCUGGAGCCAGCCAGAACAUCCACAACUGUGACUUCAAGCUUCCCGCGCCAGCUGGCAAGGUCUGUGAUGUGGACAUCAGUGCCUGGGGCCCCUGCCUCGAGGAGAACCACUUCGCCUACCAGAAGUCUACUCCCUGCGUCUUCCUCAAGCUCAACAAGAUAUUCGGAUGGAAGCCUCAGUUUUAUAACAGCUCUGAUAGCUUGCCUUCUGAGAUGCCUGAAGACUUGAAGGAGCAUAUCAGGAAUAUGACGGCGUAUGAUAAGAAUUAUCUGAACAUGGUGUGGGUGUCGUGUCAGGGCGAGAACCCGGCAGACCGUGAGAACAUCGGGCCGGUGCAGUACAUGCCGUACCGCGGCUUCCCCGGCUACUACUUCCCCUACACCAACCAGGAGGGCUACCUGAGUCCACUCGUCGCUGUACAUCUGCAGAGGCCUAAGACGGGCAUGCUGAUCAACAUCGAGUGUCGAGCGUGGGCGCACAACAUAAUGUACGACAGACAUGAAGCCAUGGGCGCAGUGCACAUCGAGAUCAUGAUCGAGUAACUGGGUUCGAUCCUGGGUGGUGUGUGAGCUUAGUGUGAUUAUGUAGAGUCAGCAACAGGUAUCAGAAAUGUAGUUGGUAAAAUGAGAUUGAAUUUUUAAUUUAGUGUCAGAUAAACUGUUGUAGUUUUUAAACUGACAUGGUAUAUUACCAGGGAUCGGUUAUCUGAUUAAUUUUAAUAACCAACUAGUUAGAAAACAAAAUCAUUUUCAAAAAAAAAAAAACAAUUAUCAAUUCGCAAAA